AAAAGACAUUUAAAUGCAAAUGGACAAACUGAUGUUGGAUACUCAAAGUGGAUUGCCGAUGAACAGUUUUUGGACGACUGCUUUUGUUUCCGUCGUUGAAAUUCGAAACAGCCAUAAAAGCACUACUACUGGAACAAGAUACCGUUGUAAAACUCAGUUUCAAAAGAGAGAAAGAACUAGCUUACGAAUAUUGUCAAACACUUUUCUUAGAAACCUAUUUUAUUGUCCUUCUUGUAAUAGGCAGCCUACUAUAAGAGCUUGUGCAGAAACCUUUUCUGUCACAAAAGGUCAAUCUCAAGUGAGAACUUAUCCACCGCGAAUAAUUGUAGCUGGAGCACCUGCUUCCGGCAAAGGAACUCAGUGUAAGAAGAUUGCGGAACGUUACGGCGUCGUUCAUUUAUCAACCGGAGAUAUGUUACGAGAAGCUGUUCAGAAUGGAACAGAACUUGGAAAGAUGGCUAAGCAGUAUAUGGAUUCAGGGCGUUUGGUACCGGAUGAUUUGGUUAUCGGUAUGUUGAAAGAACGGUUAAAACAGGAAGACUGUGAGAAACAUGGUUGGCUUUUGGAUGGAUUUCCACGUACGGCUUCUCAAGCACAAGCUCUCCUCGAUGCAAAAAUUUACCCUGAUUUGGUCCUUGUUUUGGAUGUCCCUGAAAGUGAACUUAUUCAGAGAGUUGUCGGAAGGAGACUUGAUCCUGUGACUGGUCGUAUCUAUCAUCUUCAAUAUUCACCUCCGGAGGAUCAACAAGUCUUAAGCCGCUUGAUUCAAAGAACAGAUGAUACCGAAGAAAAGGCAAAAGUACGUUUAGAUACCUAUUAUACUCAUAUCCAAGCAAUAGAAGAGCAGUUUUCGCAAGUAGUUCAUAUCAAUGGCAAUCGACAUACUGAACAUGUAUUUUCGGAUAUCGUAUGUGAAAUUGAUGGAGUUAAGGGCACAUUUUAUGAAGCAGGUACUAAACUGCAACCUUUUGGUAUUCUUGUUUUGGGUGUUCCUGGUAGUAAUAAGACUGAAUUUGCUCGCCUUAUUGCCAGAAUGAGUAAUUCUUUACUAUGUGAUGUUAGUGAUCUAUUCCUGAGAGUGGUGCAUGAAGAUAAUAAAGACAUGACAAUGGGAAGUAUUGUGAAGAGUGCCGUGGAGUCUGGCGAACGUGUUCCAGAUAAGAUUGUCUUGCAACUUGUCCACAAAUUUUUGUCUGCUCAUGAUGGCUAUAAGAAACGGGUAGUUUUUUGUGGUUUUCCAAGAACCCUUACCCAAAUAGAGUUUUUAAGACGCCAUCAGUUUCGAAUUGAACAAGUGUUUUUGAUCGAUACUCCAGAUGAAGUGACUUUGCCUCGUUUAACCUCCCCUCAUAUACUGAAAUUACCUGAGAAGGGACCUAUGAAUGGAAAUGGUUGUUAUUCUAUUGGAAAUGAGUUUGGUUGGAAUGAACGAAUAAGGUCGAGUUAUCGAGUUGUCAGAAAGCGUUUAUCAUCGGUAUAUAGUGACUGGGAUUAUAUACAGUUUGCUUUUAGAGGAAGAACUCAUGUUUUAUAUUCUAUCGACUCUUGGAAUUAUAAUAGGGAAAGAAUUGAACAAGCAUUGCGGACUCCUCCAAGGCCUUUUGUUUUAAGAAAAUUGACAAACGCAGCACAAGUUGAGAACUUAAGAGAGUAUAUAGAGUCAGGAAUUUUAUUUGCCGAAUCUCGAAUGAAGCCACUUUGGGACUCACAAUGGAACGGUCUUAUGAGUAUGGAAAUGUUACGAGAUGGAGACUUUGGAAUUUCAGAUAUUAUUUAUCGCUGGGAUUUGGCUAUAUUGGAUAUGGCUAUAUUUUAUUUAUAUUUUUAUAUUCAAAGACAUCUUUUACGUGUAAUAUUGGAACGAACUGCGUUUUAUGUUUCUCUUGCUCAUUCUAUUCCUUGGGUGAUAAUAUCAGCUUUCUAUGGAAUGUAUCAUAUUCGAAGUAUAGAGUCUACAAGUUUUAUGUUGCGCUGUAUUCGAAUGGCAAGUAAGAUAAGCCUACCACUUGGAAUUGUUGUACGUGGAUUGCGGUUUUCUGUCGGUCUACAUUGGUUUUAUAUUUUGUUUACGUUGUUUUCAUUGUAUUAUACUCUCGUUACUUGGAGAAGAGCGUUUAUUUCCUUCGACGUGUUUUUAGGUUGUCCUCGUAGAAGAAAAGGUUACUUGGUUGAUAUUAUGUUGAAAUUAUACCGUUCGAUAGUUUUGAAAAGACCUUGAACUCAAUCGCAGAAUAUUUUUUACUCUGGAUUUCUGAAAAAUAGUUGCAGGUCUCUUGGAUGGACUGGUUGGAUUCUCCGUAUGGGUAUCUUCAUUCUUCUUUCACUCUACCAUUGUCAUAAGAAAAGAGAAAGAUAACAUCAUACUCGGGAAUUUUGAGAUUUGUUAAAGUUUUGGAAAGAUUUCAAAUGCAAUUUUUGUGCAAUUG
Galdieria sulphuraria is the source of this 2426-nucleotide messenger RNA. Its product is annotated as adenylate kinase. Gene Ontology annotation, biological process: nucleoside diphosphate metabolic process; nucleoside monophosphate metabolic process. NCBI's taxonomy places the organism in Eukaryota, Rhodophyta, Bangiophyceae, Galdieriales, Galdieriaceae. Gene Ontology annotation, molecular function: AMP kinase activity; nucleoside diphosphate kinase activity; ATP binding. The coding region runs from base 14 to 2218 and encodes 734 amino acids. The transcript has 6 exons. Gene Ontology annotation, cellular component: cytoplasm; cytosol. The record is from RefSeq and is a predicted model, not a curated record.